AUGACUUCUCAGGCUUCUGUUAUCCAUUAUGCGCCCAGCCUUAACGAAGUAACAUUCGCAGAAGUUGAAGGACAACUCCUGCAGUUAAAGAAUGCGUUUGACCCUAACAUUGAUGUUUACGUUCGUGCUGAAGGUGUCUUGUUCCAACAACUACAAAUCCCAGCCAACCUUAUUCGCCCAGAUGCAUAUCACCGCGGCAGUCGAAUAAUAGUUAAAAAUCUGCCAUCGCAAAAAUCAUUAUAUGGAGUGUUAAGAAAUGGCUUCUCGAUGUUCACCGAGGCCUUUUUUGGCGCUCAAUAUUUGAUACGCGCGUUGGGGCGAUCCGUUUCAGAAUUUCUGCCUAGUUUCCUGUCCGAUCCAAUCUUUGACAUGGAUACACAAAGAUAUAUGCACUCACUAUUCGAUGAAUUAAAAAAAUAUCCGGCAAAGAUACUCGCGUGGCAUCCAUAUGUAUCGAUGUUUGCGGUAGCUCAUAAGUCGGAUGUCAUUUUUUUAUAUGAUUUACGUGUUGAAGAGUGGUUUCCAGAAGUUUUGGAGACUGCCUUACAGAAAGAUAUCACAUGCAUGUCGUGGAAACCUUUAGGUGGAAACAUAUUGGCUGUUGGUUGCAAACUUGGUAUUUGUCUAUGGGAAUUAUCACUUGAACAGAAGAAAGCUUCAGUCAAAGGACCAUCUGGUUUCGACGCGUGGAUGCGUUACAUUAACUAUCCCGGUCAUGAUAAUAUAGUUUCGAUUGCGUGGCACCCUCAUGGGUCAAUAAUUCUAUGGAACACCUCAUUCGGAAGCGGAACGCCCCUAACAAUUAAUCGUAAAGUGGCAUUUUUGAGCUGGAGCCCUGUUGGAGAGCUGCUAUUUGCAUCCUUUUUAGAUGGUAAAAUUGAAGUAUGGGAAACUCAAAGGUGGACAUCAAAGAUUAUAACCGCACCAAUUCCAUUUCGACUUCCUACUGCAUGUUGGACAAUGGAUGGUCGCGCCCUAUUCUUGGCAUUUGAGGGGGAUCAAUGUGUCCGUUCCCUUUCAAUCUCCCCGAAUUUAGAUGCUGAAUGGUUUCCUGAAGAAUAUAUGUCAUAUAUUCCUGACUGCACUGGAAAAACAGUUGAACAAUUGGCGAUUGAUCCUACAGGGGAACGACUUGUGGUAUGUUUCAAAGAUACACCAUUGCUGGUGAUAUUCCACGCUAAGCGACCAACGUUAGUGUCAAGAGGUUCGAGUUUAUUAAGUGCUCAAGGAAUUAUGAGGGGACCAUCCUGGCACGAUCCUGAUGACAUUGGCGCUUUUUUAAAUCAGCCCGAUCCUAAAGCCAUUUCGAUAACUUUUGCGAGACAUUUUGCGAAAGGCGCAUUACUGAGUUUGGUCUGUAAUGAAUUUGCAUUUUACGAUACUGUUUCCCAAAUUAUUUGA
Messenger RNA from Acaulospora morrowiae, 1401 nucleotides. The record is from the annotation of a GenBank genome assembly. NCBI's taxonomy places the organism in Eukaryota, Fungi, Glomeromycota, Glomeromycetes, Diversisporales, Acaulosporaceae.